GGGAAGCCCUGGCUAGUCAAGGUGGAGCUUGCAGAGUGCACGGUGUACGGGCCCCCGGCCCGGGCAGUGCCUGAGACCCGUCAGGCCUUCCCCCCAACUCCCACGCCUCGGGGGAGGAGCUCCUUAGAGGGGGCGUCGUCGGACGAGCAGCAGCGGCUGGAGGAAGAGCUGAGGAACCUCCGGGUGGAGCUUAUCCAGUGCCAGGCUGACAAAGAAUUUGUAUGGUCUUUGUGGAAACAGCUCCAGGCAACAAACCCAGAUCUCACAGAAGCAGUCAGUCUGGUUGUGGAAAGAGAAAAAACUAAAGCUGAAGCAAAGGAUAGAAAAGUAUUAGAAAUUUUACACGCCAAAGAUACUAGGAUAAAGGAGUUGGAAAAGCAGUUUUUGUCACACAGUUUUUCAGUUCUUAUCUCAAAUGUUGGGAACUUUGGAUUGAUCAUACACCAAAUCGAUGAGAGAGAAUCAGGAUCACAACAGGAAAUAAAUACCCUUGUAAAAAAGAAGAUUUCUAUGGAUGAAGAAAAUGUUUGCUUAAAGAAAGAAUUGAAUGACUUACAUAAGAAAUUUAAAGAUCAAUGUCAAGAGCUUAAGAGGUUACAAAAGAAGGAAGAGCAAAACAUAAUGAUUAUCAGAGAGCUAGAGGAAGUAAAUAAGGAAUUAAAUAUACGCUGUACUGAACUGCUAAAUGAUGUGGAGAACCUGAGAAAGGAGGAAACACAGUGGAGAAAAGAAAAAAAUGACAUUGAUUACAGAAUGAAGACUUUUGCAACUGAUUUAACUGAGGCAAAGCAACAAAUUGAGGAAUCACAGCUUAAAUACAAUGAAUUGGCAUCACAGUUGAAUAAAAAGCACGCUGAAAUAAUACAGAAGGAUAUGGAUAUCACCCAAGUUAAGAAAGAAUUGCAGGAGCUUCAGAAUCUUUACCAACAAAACAGUGAACACACAGCACAGCAGGCAGAGAUGAUCCAGCAGCUUCAUGUUCUCAAUAUGGAUGCCCAACAAGUACUGAAAAAUCAGGAAGAUGCCCACACAGCUGAAAGUAUAUCCUAUCAAAAAGUUUAUAAUGAAUUACAAAUUAAUUUUGAAGCAAAGAAAGCAACUGAAUCUCAGCUCAGGAAAUAUAUUAUUUGUCUUAAGGAUCAGUUAGUUGAAAAGGACCACGAUAUCAUGCACCUGACUGAAAAAAUUAAUGAACUCGAAAAAAUUUCACACUUCAUAUCUUAUGCUCCUUUCCCAAGUUGUAUGGAACAGGAAUUUCAACAGCCAUCACUUUCUAGUCUAGAAACCUUAAUGGUGUCACAGAAAUCUGAAAUUGAAUUUUUACAGGAGAAGCUGAAAAUAGGAAAUUUUAAACUAUCAGAGAAUAGUUCCUCUACCAGUAUUCACAUAGGAAGCAUCAUCUCAGGAACUAGAAAAAUACAUGAGGAACCACCUGUGAAACGUUCAAGGUCUCUGUCCCCAAAGAGCUGUUUUAAAGACUCAGAGGAUUCUAAGAAGCUUAAAGCUGCUGAACGGAAGAUUGAAAAUUUAGUGAAGACACUGCAGCUAAAGAUCCAAGAAAAUGAUGAGCUAAGAAAUGCCCAUGAAAAACGCAAAGAAAGGCUGCAGAUGUUACAGACCAACUACAGAGUAGUAAAAGAGCAAUUAAAACAGUUGGAAGGAAACUAUAGCAAGAUUGACAGAAAUAAACAAAUGAGGAGAGCAGAGUCCCAGCAGCUCCAAGAAGAAGAUUCUAAUACUCUAUGGAACGAACUGACAUAUUUCAAAAGGGAACACCAGAAGCUAUUGAUUGAAAAUAUGAAUCUUGAAGAAGAACUGGAUCAACUUAAAGUUUUUAGGUCUGUGGAAGUAGCUAAUAUGCAAGAAAUGAAUGCACAUCUGGAACUAGAAAGAGAAGAACUACUCUGUAGACUUUGUGAAGAUCAGGAAGUCAAGAAUGAUACUCCAGAGAAGAAGCUGAAACAUAAGUCAGAUAAGACAUUACAGAAGGUAAAUGAGUUAGAAAAACGAUUGAAAGCUUUUGAGAAAAAGUCCAAAAAACUGAAAGAAGAAAAUAAAAAGUUGAGUAAAGAAAAUGAUGAUAUGCAAUCCUCCUAUAAACAGCAGCAAGAUGAUGCAGAAGCAAAAGAAAAAGAGCUAACCCAUUUACAGAAGGAGAAGGAAGAUCUGGAAAGAUACAAAAUUGUCCUUGAGUUCAAGAUCCAUGAGCAAGAGGUGGAAAUCCAGACCCUACAGAAACAAGUAGGGGAAGUCAAUUCCUUGAGGGAACAAGUGGCAGAAGUCAAUUCCUUAAGGGAACAAGUGGUGGAAGUUAAUUCCUUGAGGGACCAACAAGUGGCAGAAGUCAAUUCCCUACAGGAAAAAGUGGCAGAAAUUAAUGAGAUGAGAAAAGAAAAUGAAAAUCUAAGGAAAAAGUUACAAGAAAUGGAAGACACAAAUCGAAUUCAGAAAGCUCAUCUAUUGCAGGAGAUGCAAGCUAUGCAGCAUAUGAAUGCAAUACAACUACCCACAGGGCCUUUAGCACAAGGGCCAGUCCAGACACCAACACAGCUUCAGACCCAGCUCCAGGUACCAACACUGUCUUUAUCUCAGCUACAAGUGGAGCUGGACAAAACUAUGCCCGAGAAGUCUAUUCUGGAAGUGGUGAGCACUGAACAAUGUAAAAAAUGUAAGACAACUACCACCAAGGUUAAAUUUAAAACAGCCAAGAAAAAAGGUGCCACGGGAAAUUCUCAGACUUUUCUCAAUCAGUCCAUCAAGGUUAUGAGCAAUAUGUUUGAGAACUGUAAGGACGACUGGGAGGAUGUGAGUGAAAGCAGUGAUUCAGAAGAUCUGACCUCUCAAAACCUAGGAACAAUCAUUGUAGAAACAUCUGAAAAAGAUAACAUGGAACAGACAGAAGAAAAAGCAAAAGGGAAAGAAAUUAUAUUAGGUAUAAAAAGUCCAACCAAAAAGGAUAUCAGUAAGAAGAUUUACAGAAAAUCAGCUUCACAGAAGAAAAAAAUUAAUGCUAUACGGAGUGCAUAUGCACCAUCUGCUAAUAAAGUUAACAAGGAGAAUGAGAAUAAUGUAAAUUUCUCAAAAUCAUUACUACUCGAAAGAGUUGGAUCCAUGCAGCAGCAAAUCAAUACACUACAGGAUUUGAAAAAAGGUACAGAAACUUCUAUUAAGGAAUUAAGAGAAGCCAAUGAAAAGCUUACACAGCAACAAGAACUAACUAAUCAAAAACUUCAGACAACCAAACAAAUCAUAAAGAAACUAAAUUCAGAGUUGGCUGAACUUCGCAAAGAGAAAGAAGAGGUACAGAAGAAAUUGGAGGCUGCAAAUGAAACCAAAUCUGAAACAGAUAUUUGUUCAAAGGAUUUGCAGACAGAAAUUAAGCAACUGCAAUGUAAAGUCAAGAAUGCAACAAAUGAAACGACUAAACAGUCUUCAAAUAUAAAGACUCUAAAAUGUGAAAUUAAGGAAAAGGAAGAACAGAUACAAGAAAUGCAAGGAAAGAUUUGUCGAAUGGAGAGGGAUUUAGUCAUGAAGAGACAUUUGAUAGAGCACUUUAAGCAUCGGCAGAAAGUUAACUUGGAAAAUAAUGACAGCUUUACUGAUUUGUUAGAAAAUCUUGAAAAAAAGGUGAAAACAUUGACUGAAGAUUGUAGUGGUAAGAAGAUAGCAAAUGAUUCACUCAAGCAAAUGCUUAAUGCAGCUACAAGAGAGAAAUCACAUUAUGAAAAGAUGUAUUUAAAAGCUAAAGACGAGUUGGAGAAGAAGGAACACAAGUUUGCUCACCUAUUAAGUAAGAUGAAUGAGACAAAAUCUGCAAUGACAGAACUUGAAGCAACUGCUUCUCAGCAACUCCAUGGAUUAGCUAUGCAAAGUGAACGGGCUUUUGAAAUAGUGCAGAGCAAACUAGCACGGGCUACCAACCGAGAGGAAGAGUUCAUUGCAUUUGUGAAGGCUUUAGUUAAAGAAAUACAUCAUAAUGUCCAAGAGAUGAGGUUGCGAGUAAAACAUAUCCAAAAACCAGAACACAGUAAGGCCAAUACUGCCACCCAGAGAGUCCAGUAUUUGGCAGCUUCUAUCCUAAACAUUUCACCCACUGAUUUGGAAGAAAUGUUAGACUCGGAGAAUGAAGAGGAAUCCAGAAACUCAAAGGACAGUGAACAUGACAAGGAGUGGCUAACUUAUAUCAAUACAAUUCUUGAAGGACAGUAUCCAUUUGCUACAUGUUUAUUAGAAGCAGUAAUGGAAAAAAUAAAUGAGAAGAAGAAACUCUUUGAAGAAUAUGUUAAAUCCAUAAAAACUACUGGAUGAUAUUACAAGGGACUGUUUUUCAAAAAUACAAAAAAAGUUUUUUUAAUGUGAUAGGAUUGGAAAAACAUGAAUUCUAAGCGAAUACAGUAACUAUUCCAAGUAUCAAUAGUCAUGUUCAAUAUAAAAAAAUAGGAGUCUCUGAAACUAAUUAAUUGUCAAACAAGUGAAAUUAAUUAGGUGCAUGAACAUUUAAAAGGAAAUAGUGUAGCAUUUGAUUGUUGAAUACAAAUAUUGCCACAAAUCAAAGCAAACUUAAAAAUGAUUUUCCUUUCAAUGCAUUAGAAGUUAGAACCAGCUGAGAACACACAAAUUGACUUAAAUACACAAAGGAUACAAUAGAUACUAAGGAACUAUAAUGAUGACAUUUUAGAAAGAAAAAAUACUGAGAAUAUUUUUUUCUCUUAACAAGGCUGUCUUCCUUAGAAGUUAGUGGAGAUUUUGCAUUGUAAACAAAUACAAAAUGAAGCAUCAUAAGUUAAAGAUAAACUUUUAAUAAAGUAAUAAAUAGUAUGGCC
Molecule: messenger RNA, 4823 nt
Organism: Monodelphis domestica (gray short-tailed opossum)
Lineage: Eukaryota; Metazoa; Chordata; Mammalia; Didelphimorphia; Didelphidae
Gene: CNTLN
Product: centlein
Biological process (GO): protein localization to organelle; centriole-centriole cohesion
Cellular component (GO): centriole; centrosome
Source: RefSeq, a predicted model, not a curated record